AUGGCCAGCACUGUCGGACAGACCAUCACUUGCAAGGCCGCCGUUGCCUGGGGCGCCGGAGAGCCCCUCUCCAUCGAGGACAUCGAGGUUGCGCCCCCCAAGGCCAACGAAGUCCGUAUCCAGGUCCACCACACCGGUGUCUGCCACACAGAUGCCUACACGCUCUCCGGAAAGGAUCCCGAGGGUGCUUUCCCCAUCGUCCUGGGUCACGAGGGUGCCGGUAUCGUCGAGUCGAUCGGUGAGGGCGUCACCUCCGUGAAGCCCGGCGACUUCGUCGUUGCUCUCUACACCCCCGAGUGCCGCGAGUGCAAGUUCUGCAAGUCCGGCAAGACCAACCUCUGUGGUAAGAUCCGUGCCACCCAGGGUAAGGGUGUCAUGCCCGACGGCACCUCCCGCUUCAAGGCCCGCGGCAAGGACCUGCUCCACUUCAUGGGCACCUCGACCUUCUCCCAGUACACCGUCGUGGCCGACAUCUCGGUCGUGGCCGUGACGCCCAAGAUCCCCACCGACCGAUCCUGCCUGCUAGGCUGCGGUAUCACCACCGGAUACGGCGCCGCCGUGGUCACCGCCGGCGUCGAGGAGGGGUCCAACAUCGCCGUCUUCGGAGCCGGCUGUGUCGGUCUCUCCGUCAUCCAGGGUGCGGUCAAGAACAAGGCCGGCAAGAUCAUCGUGGUGGACGUCAACGACGGCAAGGAGGCCUGGGGCCGCAAGUUCGGCGCCACCCACUUCGUCAACCCCACCAAGCUCCAGGGCAAGACGAUCCAGGAGGAACUGAUCGAGAUGACCGACGGCGGCUGCGACUACACCUUCGACUGCACAGGUAACGUGGGCGUGAUGCGCGCUGCGCUGGAGGCCUGCCACAAGGGCUGGGGUGAGAGUAUCAUCAUCGGUGUUGCUGCUGCUGGACAGGAGAUUUCGACCCGACCAUUCCAACUCGUCACCGGCCGUGUAUGGAAGGGUUGCGCCUUCGGCGGUAUCAAGGGCCGCACUCAGCUCCCCGGUCUGGUCGACGACUACCUGAACGGCCAGCUGAAGGUGGACGAGUUCAUCACGCACCGCGAGCCUCUGGACCAGAUCAACACUGCCUUUGAGCAGAUGAAGCAGGGCGACUGCGUCCGCUGCGUUGUUGACAUGUCGUAG
Molecule: messenger RNA, 1140 nt
Organism: Aspergillus affinis
Lineage: Eukaryota; Fungi; Ascomycota; Eurotiomycetes; Eurotiales; Aspergillaceae
Product: bifunctional alcohol dehydrogenase/S-(hydroxymethyl)glutathione dehydrogenase
Exons: 6
Coding region: 1-1140 (379 amino acids)
Biological process (GO): formaldehyde catabolic process
Cellular component (GO): cytosol
Molecular function (GO): zinc ion binding; S-(hydroxymethyl)glutathione dehydrogenase [NAD(P)+] activity
Source: RefSeq, a predicted model, not a curated record